ACACUGGAGCUCACCUGUGCCUGACCACAAACAUAGCAUCUUCCAGCACUGCUCCACUUGCUGGACAGUGAGAACUGACACAGAAAGAAAAAAGCUGAGAAUCCUGCUCUGUAUUUGGCUACAAUGGCUAGGAGGUUCCUUUGCCUCCAAGCUCAAGGACAUUCCUGGCCAUUCCAUCUCCUCUUCCUGUUGCUGCUUAUAGCUAGGAUCCUGCAGGCUCUUGAAGUAUCUGGCUACAACACUGACACCACCAAGAAGGAGAUCCUCAUAGAGGGGGAUCUGGUGAUUGGUGGACUCUUUCCAGUCCAUCAGAAAGGUGAAGGAGCAGAGGACUGUGGUCGCAUCAAUGCCCAAAGAGGGAUACAGAGACUGGAGGCCAUGUUGCUAGCACUAGAUGAGAUCAAUAGAGAUAAUCGGAUCUUGCCCGGUGUCACGCUAGGUGCUCACAUUCUGGACACAUGUUCAAAGGACACCUAUGCGCUGGAACAGUCACUGGAAUUUGUGCGGGCUGUUCUGACCAAGGUGGAUGACAGUGAAUACACGUGUCCAGAUGGAUCCUAUGCCAUUCAUGAUGAUGUUCCCCCUGCCAUCUCUGGAGUCAUUGGUGGGUCCUACAGCGAUGUGUCCAUACAGGUGGCCAACCUUCUGCGACUUUUCCAGAUCCCCCAGAUUAGCUAUGCAUCAACAAGUGCUAAGCUCAGUGAUAAGUCCCGCUAUGACUACUUUGCACGCACGGUCCCCCCAGACUUCUAUCAAGCCAAAGCUAUGGCUGAGAUCCUACGCUACUUCAACUGGACUUAUGUGUCUACUGUAGCCUCAGAGGGUGACUACGGAGAAACUGGCAUUGAUGCUUUUCAGCAGGAGGCCAGGGCCUUGCAAAUCUGUAUCGCUACAUCUGCAAAAGUUAGCCGCUCAAUGGAUCGCUACAGUUACGAAGGAGUGAUAAGGUCUCUGUUACAGAAGUCCAAUGCUAAGGUUGUGAUCCUCUUUACUAGAAGUGAGGAUGCCAGGGAGCUUCUAGUUGCAGCAAACCGCAUGAAUGUGUCCUUUAUCUGGGUGGCCAGUGACGGCUGGGGGGCACAGGAGAGUGUGGUGAGAGGAAGUGAGUCAGUAGCAGAAGGAGCGUUCACCAUUGAACUUGCUUCAUAUCGAGUCGAUAAAUUUGCUGAAUACUUCACAGAUCUAAAUCCUUACAACAACACUCGCAAUCCCUGGUUUCGAGAGUUCUGGGAGCAUCAGUUCCAAUGCAGCCUGCACGAUGUUCACUGUGGGAAGCAUUCACUCAGACAUGGCAAGUUUGAGCAAGAAUCCAAGAUCAUGUUUGUAGUGAACGCUGUGUAUGCAAUGGCCCAUGCACUGCACAACAUGAGACAAGCAGUAUGUCUAAACAACACUAAAAUUUGCACUGCCAUGAGACCAGUAAAUGGAAAGAAGUUGUAUAAAGAUUAUAUCUUGAAGACAAAGUUUGAUGCUCCAUUCCGUCCAGCUGACACAGAGACCAUGGUUCUCUUUGAUGCUUAUGGAGAUGGUCUGGGUCGGUACAACAUCUUCCACUACCACGUAGAGAACGGCACAUAUGUUUACCGUAAAGUGGGCUUUUGGGCCCAGAGUUUGAACCUAGAUACAAAUCUGAUCCCUUGGGAUAACCAGGUGAUACCCACAUCUCAGUGUAGUGACCCCUGCAGGAUGAAUGAAAUUAAGAGCAUGCAGCCCGGUGAUGUCUGCUGUUGGAUCUGCAUCCCCUGCCAGCCCUACCAGUAUCUCCUGGAUGAAUUCACUUGUGCAGAAUGCAGUUUUGGUCAAUGGCCACUGGCCAACCUGACUGGCUGCUAUGACUUGCCUGAGGAGUACAUCAACUGGGAGGAUGCCUGGGCCAUUGGACCGGUCACCAUUGCCUGUUUAGGGAUCCUGUGCACACUCGUUGUGAUUGGUCUCUUCUUAAAGAACAAUGAGACUCCUGUAGUUAAAGCUAGUGGACGAGAACUUUCCUAUAUUUUACUCCUGGGAGUGCUCCUCUGUUAUGGCAUAACUUUCAUCUACAUUGCCAAACCUUCAGUAGUAGUGUGUACAUUACGUCGUCUUGGGCUCGGUACCUCCUUUGCAGUUUGCUACUCAGCACUUCUGACCAAGACCAACCGCAUUGCCCGUAUCUUCAAUGGUGUCAAAGAUGGUGCACAAAGGCCAAGGUUUAUUAGUCCAGCUUCACAGGUAGCUAUUUGUGCUGCUCUCAUUUCCUGUCAGCUGUUAGUGGUGAUGGUUUGGCUCUUGGUAGAGACACCAGGUGUAAGGAAAGAGGUCAGUCCUGAGAGAAGAGACAUAGUCAGGUUGAAAUGCAACAGCAAGGACUCCAGCAUGCUAAUUUCACUGACCUAUAACUGUGUCCUCAUUAUCCUCUGCACCUUCUACGCCUUCAAGACCAGAAAGUGCCCAGAGAACUUCAAUGAGGCAAAGUUUAUUGGUUUCACUAUGUACACCACCUGCAUCAUCUGGCUGGCUUUCCAGCCAAUCUUCUAUGUCACAGCCAGUGACUACAGGGUUCAGACCACCACAAUGUGCAUCUCAGUGAGUCUAAGUGGCUCAGUUGUGCUGGGUUGCCUUUUUGCUCCUAAGAUCCACAUCAUCCUGUUCCAACCACAGAAGAAUGUCACCACCAGUAUCAGGGUGGCCACCACUCGCUUCAGCGUGACCACGGGCCCCGGCUCCAGCCUCUCUCAAGCAUCCAACACUGUGUCAACAGUAUGUAACGGAAGAGAAGUCCUGGACUCGACAACAUCAUCUCUCUAAAAGAUGAGCUCUAUCCAUCUGCAAAAUGUGGUAUACAGAUUAACUUCAUCACUAGUCAGUAAAAUGUGUUUGCUGAUAUUAAGGAGGCCCCACACAGUAAGGAGUGGCGCUUUCAUUUUCAACGUGCUGUGGAAAAAAUCCCUUUUUUUCAUUUUCUCUUGUUCUCUUGCUCAUAUUCUCACUCUCUUUCUCUCUCCACGGCUUCUUCUUCUGCUUCAUCUCUCUCUCUCUCUCUCUUGCUCUCUCCUCUCUUUCUCUUUGAGACUAGUUAGAAAAUAAUAAUGGGAUUCCAGCGGAAGCUUGUAUACCACUAUUUUUUUAUAGAAUAUAUGAUAAAGUAUUA
This is a messenger RNA of Ictalurus punctatus (channel catfish), 3127 nucleotides long. RefSeq names its product glutamate receptor, metabotropic 2a (gene grm2a). The record is from RefSeq and is a predicted model, not a curated record. The coding region runs from base 124 to 2784 and encodes 886 amino acids. NCBI's taxonomy places the organism in Eukaryota, Metazoa, Chordata, Actinopteri, Siluriformes, Ictaluridae. Gene Ontology annotation, biological process: regulation of synaptic transmission, glutamatergic; G protein-coupled glutamate receptor signaling pathway. The transcript has 5 exons. Gene Ontology annotation, cellular component: membrane. Gene Ontology annotation, molecular function: group II metabotropic glutamate receptor activity.